Molecule: messenger RNA, 1395 nt
Organism: Rotaria sordida
Lineage: Eukaryota; Metazoa; Rotifera; Eurotatoria; Philodinida; Philodinidae
Source: the annotation of a GenBank genome assembly
AUGACAACAAAUAUCUGUAUUUCUCCGGCAUUGGUCAAAGAUGGAUGGUGUCAGUGUGGAUCUGAUCAAUAUGCUUUUUGUGAUGAUGAAGAUUUAAACAAUCUUUAUAUUAGAAAACAUGUAUCAUUUACAACUAUUUGUGAUGGUUGUACAGAAUUAAUACCUGUUACCGUUAAUGGACGAUAUGAAACAGAUGAAACAGAAUCUGAUGAAAUUGAUUGUUAUUCAUCAUCAUUAUCAUUUAAUUGUCCAUAUCAACAUUAUCAUAUUUGUGUUUCACCUCAAACAAAUCAAUUUAUGUGUUUACCUCUUGAAAAAGCAAAUGAUGGUGAUAUUGAUUGUCUUGGUGGUACUGAUGAACCUAAACUAUGUCGAUCAAAUGAUUAUCAACCUAACGACAACAAUUUUCAGUGUAUCAGUAACACAGGCGAACUUUGUAUUAGUCCCGUAGAAUUGUGUUUUGAAAGUCGUUGCCAAGAUGGAACUGAUGAACAAUUUUGUGAUAAGACUCGAAAUAUCACUAUAUACUCUAGUAUUUGUGAGAAAUGGUAUGAAGAUAUUCGUUCUGCUGUUGAAAACUUCUUUUGUACACGUCAAUUCGAUGCCAAUAAGCCGACAAUGAUACAUUUUGCACUUGCAUUAUUUGCAUUAAUUAUUUUACUUAUUGAUGAUAGUAAUGAAAGAAUUAUUCAUUCAUAUCAACAACUUACUUAUAUUUAUAUUCGAGAUUGUCAAACUAAAUUGAAUAUUUAUUUACUUUAUUCAACUAGACCAAAAAAUUUAACAAAAAAUUAUUUUAUUCAUAUUGAUAUUUAUGAAAAGAUUUCAUUUACAUAUCGAAGAAGUUUUUUAAUUCCGCUUAAGUAUCCAUUUCUACCUGUACAUCGUAUUGCUGUUCAACUUCAUAUUCCACGUACAAAUGAUAGACAAGAAAAUUGCUUAGAUCAACCAUGUAUACAUGGUCAAUGUAUUAGAUAUUCAAAUAAUUCAAAUAAUAAUACUUUUUGUCAAUGUUAUCAUGAAUGGACGGGAAAAUAUUGUACUAUUCCAUAUAGAUGUACAUGUUCAUCUGAUUCAUUAUGUGUUGGUACAUCAUCAAAUAAUCGAUCUAUUUGUAUUUGUCCACUUAAUAAAUGGGGUUCUCAAUGUUUACUUCAUAAUACAAUAUGUUAUUCGAAUCAAAAUGCCACUUGUCAGAAUAAUGGUAAAUGCAUACCUAUUGAUGAAAAUAUUGUAUUUGAUAAACCAUUUAUAUGCAUCUGUCCAAAAGGAUUUAGUGGAGAAAGAUGUGAAAUAGUUGAUAAUAAAAUAAUUUUAUCAUUUCAUAAAGAUAUUAUUCUACCACAAACAAUGUUUGUUCAUUUUAUUCGAGCGAUUGAUAAUGCUCCUACAUGA